AUGACUGACUACCUUGCUGACCUAGGUGUUAAGAAAACUAGUUGGGAUAUUGGACCAGUAUCCCAACUUAUUUAUAGUAGGGCCUAUAAUACAGGUACAACUGUUUAUAUCAAGCAAAACAAUAGAACAAUCUCAACUAGUGGAAAAGAGAAUAUACAAAUUGGAAGUGCUCCCUCAGGAGAAGAUUCUGGUAAUCCACCUCCUGCUGAUGACGAUACAUCAGAAUCAACAUCUGACCAAACAAGUACCGGUAGACACAACUACACUCCCUCAAUCCCACUUCCCGCCCUUCAUCCUCGCAUUCAUUCUCACAUAGAUAAUAUCCCGGCAAGUUUCUCUAUCUCGCGAGCCUUCACCCUCUGCAACUCCAAAUUGCAAAUCCACGCCCACACACCCGAGCGCAUCGCCUCCGCCCUCGCCACACUCCCCACUCUCAUCAUCGAACUCCUCCCUCAUCCAGAAUUGUCACCAUCCAAGGUCCUCCGCAUCUCCAACGAUAGAAUCAUCGACUUCUACGGACCGAUGAGUAAACGACUCAUGAUCGGUAUUUCUGGUAUUCCUUCACAGAUAAGAAAUGGUAUUAAGGAAUAUCCGAAGAGGAAAGAAGAGUGUGCAAAGCAAAAGGCUGAACAGUCUAAAGCAGGCAGAACCUCGAAUACCAAUAAGAUUCCACUGAAUAUCGAUCCAGAUAUGUUGACGCUUGAAGAGCAAAUCUGGAAAGAUGUCAAGGAGAAUUUUUGGAAGAAGUGUUGGAGUGAGAAAAAGGAUGACGGUGAUGAGAAUGAUGAUGGGGAAAAGUGA
Messenger RNA from Sclerotinia borealis F-4128, 801 nucleotides. The record is from the annotation of a GenBank genome assembly. NCBI's taxonomy places the organism in Eukaryota, Fungi, Ascomycota, Leotiomycetes, Helotiales, Sclerotiniaceae.